Molecule: messenger RNA, 2502 nt
Organism: Gastrolobium bilobum
Lineage: Eukaryota; Viridiplantae; Streptophyta; Magnoliopsida; Fabales; Fabaceae
Product: sodium/hydrogen exchanger 2-like
Exons: 15
Coding region: 599-2230 (543 amino acids)
Biological process (GO): regulation of pH; regulation of stomatal closure; sodium ion transport
Cellular component (GO): membrane
Molecular function (GO): sodium:proton antiporter activity
Source: RefSeq, a predicted model, not a curated record
UCUCCUUUUAUACUCAAACCAUCGUCUUUCCAAUUUCUCUAUAAUUCCAGAGCUUUCGUAGCCUCCUGUUUUUUUUUCUCUCACUCUGAUUUAAAACAAAAAUAAAAUAAAAAAUUGCAAAAACUUUCUAUUCAUUUCCUCAGCUAUUGUUUGUUUGUUUUUUUCUUUUUCUUUUUCGAAUUUCCUUUUCCAACCACCAACCUUGAGCUUCACGUUUAAUUUUGUCCUUGUUCUGUAGUUCCAUUCCUUGUUUUCUUCUCGUUUCAAGCGUGUUCCGUGCGUAAUUCCUGGGUGGAACCAUUGCAGAGAGCUGUAAAGUGUUCCAAUUUGCCAGGAAUUCGAACAAGAGAUUGGUUUCCUAGCUUUCUUUGUUCGAAUUCUUUGUACGUCGGAUUAUUUGAAUUUUCAAAAUACUGAGAAAAUCGCUGCCUUUCAAUCAAUGCUGCUAUCGACCGUUUUGAAAUUCAUUUAUCUGUGAGAUCCAAAGUUUCUUAAUAUGGACAGCUCGGAGACAUAAUUUCGGACCAUUAAUUGACUUUGAACUAGGCAACUCAGCAAUAAUCUGAAAUUACGUACAAUCUUCUUCUGCAAGGACAAAAUGGCUUUUGAAAUCAGUUCUGUUGUUUCAAAAUUGCAAAUGGUAUCCACUUCCGACCAUUCCUCCGUAGUCUCCAUGAACUUAUUUGUGGCACUUCUAUGUGCUUGUAUUGUCAUUGGUCAUCUUCUUGAGGAGAAUCGGUGGAUGAAUGAGUCUAUCACUGCCCUUUUGAUUGGUCUUUGCACUGGCGUAGUCAUUUUGCUGUUUAGUGGUGGCACAAACUCGCAUAUUCUUGUUUUCAGUGAAGACCUUUUCUUUAUAUACCUUCUGCCGCCUAUUAUAUUUAAUGCCGGGUUUCAGGUGAAAAAGAAGCAAUUUUUUGUUAACUUCAUUACAAUCAUGUUGUUUGGUGCUAUUGGUACAUUAAUAUCUUGUACCGUCAUAACUUUGGGCGUUACGCAAGCUUUUAAGAGGAUGGAUAUUGGUCCACUGGAGAUUGGGGAUUAUCUAGCAAUUGGUGCAAUAUUUGCUGCGACAGAUUCUGUUUGCACGUUGCAGGUGCUAAAUCAGGAUGAGACACCUUUGCUGUACAGUCUUGUAUUUGGGGAGGGUGUUGUGAAUGAUGCUACAUCGGUGGUGCUUUUCAAUGCAAUCCAAAGCUUUGACCUCAACCAAAUUGAUCCUACAAUUGCUUUGCACUUCAUUGGCAACUUCUUAUAUCUGUUUAUCGCGAGUACCAUGCUUGGGGUUUUGACAGGUCUUCUUAGUGCUUACAUUAUUAAAAAGCUGUACAUUGGCAGGCACUCUACAGAUCGUGAAGUUGCUCUUAUGAUGCUAAUGGCAUACCUCUCCUACAUGCUGGCUGAAUUAUGUUAUCUGAGUGGCAUUCUCACUGUAUUCUUUUGUGGGAUUGUUAUGUCGCAUUAUACUUGGCAUAACGUGUCUGAGAGUUCAAGAAUCACUACUAAGCAUGCGUUUGCAACCUUGUCGUUUGUUGCUGAGAUCUUUAUCUUCCUUUAUGUUGGUAUGGAUGCCUUGGACAUUGAAAAAUGGAGGUUUGUCAGUGAUAGCCCUGGAACAUCUGUAGCAACGAGUGCAGUAUUGUUGGGUCUAGUACUUGCUGGAAGAGCAGCUUUUGUUUUCCCCUUAUCCUUCUUAUCCAAUUUGACUAAAAAAUCACCAAAUGAUAAAAUCUCCUUCAGACAGCAAGUGAUCAUUUGGUGGGCUGGUCUCAUGAGAGGUGCUGUUUCAAUUGCACUCGCAUAUAAUCAGUUCACCAUGUCGGGACAUACUCAACUGCGAAGCAAUGCAAUCAUGAUUACUAGCACCAUCACUGUUGUGCUUUUCAGCACAAUGGUGUUUGGUUUGAUGACUAAGCCGCUCAUAAGGCUUUUACUGCCUCAGGACCCUCAUUCUAAAGGCACAAACAGCAUGACAAGCACAGAUCCCUCUACUCCAAAAUCAUUCAAUGUCCCACUUCUAGGAAGUGCUCAGGAUUCAGAAGCCGAUCUUGAUAGCAGAGUUCCUCGUCCAAGCAGCAUUCGUGCCUUACUAAGCACUCCAACACACACUGUUCAUCGUUUAUGGCGUAAGUUUGAUGACGCCUUCAUGCGUCCCGUUUUUGGUGGCAGGGGCUUCGUUCCUGUAGAACCUGGCUCACCAAAUGAACGCAAUGGUCAUCCAUGGCGUUGAGAAGAAAGCCAAUAAAUAUGUGAAACGCAUUGUGAAUUGCAUACAUUUUGUGGAGAUAAAGCAAGGGCAUGUUUAAGAAUACCUUAAUGAAAUUUUGUUUAGCUCUUUGGGUAGCGAGAACUGAGAAGGCUGUGUACCAUAAUUCUUCUCUGCGUCUCCUGCAAACUAGAAUAUUUGAAUAGAUUUUCUGACCCAUCAUUAUCAUUGCACUAAAUUUUAUUAGCUAAAGCUAAAUAUUUUAAUUUCAAAAAAAAAAAAAAAAACUAAAUAUU